Theobroma cacao (cacao) is the source of this 1582-nucleotide messenger RNA. Its product is annotated as RING/U-box superfamily protein. Gene Ontology annotation, cellular component: plant-type vacuole. Gene Ontology annotation, molecular function: ubiquitin protein ligase activity. Gene Ontology annotation, biological process: ubiquitin-dependent protein catabolic process; protein ubiquitination. Lineage: Eukaryota; Viridiplantae; Streptophyta; Magnoliopsida; Malvales; Malvaceae. The record is from RefSeq and is a predicted model, not a curated record.
AAUCCAAAUAAACCCACCAAAAUUCGAAUUCCUACCAAAUUAAAUUAGUCAUUUUUAUUUUUUUUUCAAUUUUUUAGUCCCUUUAUAAUCAUUCCAAAAUAAUUGAUCCUCAAUCCAACCCUUCUUACAAGUUUUCUUUCUCACAACCUUAAACUCAACGAAGAAUUUUUUUUUUUGUGGAAAAAGAUGCACCCAACAAAUGCGCCAGCUCCGACAUCACUUCCAUCAGAUGAGGUGGACACGUCACCCCUCCUGACCCAUUCCAUAGCCGAUCACCUCCUCCGUAGCCGCCGUCUCCUCCGUCGCCCACCCCCACCUUUAAGCGGUGCGGCUGCUAGGCUCCUUCGCCGCGCCAGUAGUCGUCGCUUGAUGCUCCGUGAGCCGUCGGUUCGUGUACGAGAAACCGCGGCCGAGCAACUGGAAGAGCGUCAAAGCGAUUGGGCCUAUUCGAAGCCCAUUAUAGUGCUUGACAUUCUCUGGAAUAUGGCGUUUGUGGUAAUGGCGGUUGUCGUCUUGGGACUCAGCCUUGAUGAAAAGCCCACCGUCCCUUUAAGGCUCUGGAUUUCGGGUUACGGGUUACAGUGUUUAUUUCACGUUGCUUGCGUAGUCGUAGAAUAUAAAAGAAGAAAUGGAAGAAGGGAUUCGGAUUCGGAUUCGGAGAACAUCGAGGGUCAGAAUUUGGCCCUGAAUUCUCAGUCCGGGAGUGAAACGGGGGAUUCUGAGGAUUAUGAAACAGAGCAGCUGAAUAGUGGAAAUGAAAACAGUGUUGCCAAAAUCUUGGAGUCUGCAAAUACAAUGUUUUCAUUUCUUUGGUGGAUCAUUGGAUUUUAUUGGAUAAUGGCUGAUGGACAAGCUUUGAUACGUCAUUCACCUGGACUUUACUGGCUUUGUGUCACAUUUCUUGCAUUCGAUGUAGUCUUUGUGAUGAUCUGUGCUGCUGUUGCCUGUCUUAUUGGUAUUGCUGUUUGCUGCUGUCUUCCUUGCAUCAUAGCAAUUCUGUAUGCUCUCACAGACAGGGAAGGAGCAACAGAGGAAGAGAUUGAUAGAUGGCCAAAGUACAAAUUUCGCAGGGUUGGUGAUUUCGAAAAAGUAAAUGGUGAAAUUCAAGAAUCUCGUGAGGGGAUAAUGACUGAAUGUAACACUGAUACGCCUGCUGAACGAAUUCUUUCACACGAGGAUGCUGAAUGCUGCAUCUGCCUUUGUGCUUAUGAAGAUGGGAGCGAAUUGCGCGAACUCCCUUGCCAUCACCAUUUCCACUGCACCUGUAUAGACAAGUGGUUGUACAUCAAUGCUACCUGUCCACUCUGCAAGUUCAACAUUCUGAAGACAUGUAACUUGAGUGGAAGUGAAGUGUAGAAAAGCCUAAUCAGAGUAAUUAACAGUGCUUCUUCCCUGCGUGUACGCAAUUAUAUGACUGGCCAUCUUGUUGGCAGCCUAGAGGCAGCAAUUAGGGACGGGUUUCGCCACAUAAGCAGGCGUGGCUUUUCUGGUUUUCCCAAAUUGUAUUAAUGUACAGUAUGUGUUUUCCCUACUUGUUUUAGGCACGUUUAGUUUGCGGAAUGAAAAAGUUAUUUUUCUUCAA